Molecule: messenger RNA, 870 nt
Organism: Alternaria arbusti
Lineage: Eukaryota; Fungi; Ascomycota; Dothideomycetes; Pleosporales; Pleosporaceae
Exons: 2
Coding region: 1-870 (289 amino acids)
Source: RefSeq, a predicted model, not a curated record
AUGGUCAACGUUCAGUUACACUGCCCGUCCACGAAGAAGACUGUCGAGGACUUCUAUAUCACACCAUUCCAAACUCUCGAGCAAGUUCUACCGAGUGUCCGGCUUGCCCUCAAUCUCAAGUACGCAAAGAUCUACACCGUCGAGGCCAAAUCGAUCACGGAACCGAGUACCCUUCAGGAGGACCAGCGGAUACUGGUAGCGGCCAGCGCCACGGAGGUUAUGCUACCCGAUUCGCCAUCCGAGUGGGUGUUGUACGACGGCGAGGAGGGCGACGAUGUGGACAUGAACGUUGAGUGUUACGGCCUUGGGUGGGAUGAAUUAUGUGAUCUCGACAAGUGUCUCCAUAUCACCAGCCUAAACAAACAGAAGCCUACAUCUCGGAACCGGAUGCGCAUCACACGCGAGUACGAGUCCGUCCAGGCCGACAUCGACGCCUUGGACUCUACGAACUCAACUUCUGCAAGUGUUGCCGAGGAUGAAGACCACAUCGAGAAGUGCUGGGGCGUCGCUGUCGAGCACUUCUUGCCUACAUCAAUGAAGCCUACCGCUUCCAAGUCCAGUUCGAAAUCGUGCGACUCUUCCACACUGGCGGUCCUAAGCAUCCUCGCGGGCUUCACCCAGGGUCAAUCUCGUCUCGUCUUAGGAGUCCUGGAAGAAGCGGUCGCUCUCCGAACCGAAGAAGAUCAAGGUGACGACAAGGAUCCCGCUUUGCAGAAGGAUGAUGUCAUCAACGCCAUUAUCCUCGUCUACGAAAAGGCUGAGAUCAUUGAGGCUAAGCUGAUCAAGAGCAAGGGGGUGAAAGGAAAGGGAAAGGGGAGGAGGCGGCCCUCGAAGGGCACUCCGAAGAAGCUUGGCGCUAUGUCGAGUUGA